AUGGACACCUUAAGAAGAUUCGCUUAUAAAAUAAUUUUUUACGAAACAACACCUUCUUCUAUUCCAUCUGAUAUGAGCCAAAGGCUCGAAAAUAUAUUAUCUCUUAAUCCCGAAGAACCUAACAUUUGUCCUAUGGUAGCCGAACCAAGUCAGACUUCUUUCGUGGCUGAUAUAUUAGGGGAGAAUCUACAAAUAAGCUCAUUAGGAAAUCCAUCAGAAAAAUUACAAGAAUCGUCGGAGGAGGAUGAUGAAACCAAUAAUGAAGGAUCAUCGGAAGAGGUCUCAUCAGAGGAGAAAUCAUCAGAUGGGAAAAUCCUUGAAGAAACACCAAAGAAACCUAUAAUUACACGUGGGCAAAAAAUAACACAGGGUUUAAUAUUAGAAUUAUCUGUACCUACUGAAGGUGUUGAGAUCGCUAAAACUAGUAGUAAUGAAGAGCGUUCUAAUACCGAAACUACAAACCCUUCAGCACUGACUAUUGCCCGAUUUUUCCAAAGAGAGUUACAAGCUGAAAAAGAUGCGAUUCAAGGGAAUCAAAAAGAAAUUCAGUCCUGGUAUCGAUAUGCUGAGAUGCAUGGAAACAAAUUUACAAUGGGUGGAUUUAUCAAUGUUUCAGUUGUUUCACCAAAAACUUGGUCAGGUGUAAAACACAUCAGCCUUUAUGACAGGGACGAAAAUGAUUCUCAUAAAGAUACGCAAAAACUCGCUAGGACACAUUCCUUGUAA
Molecule: messenger RNA, 726 nt
Organism: Entrophospora sp. SA101
Lineage: Eukaryota; Fungi; Glomeromycota; Glomeromycetes; Entrophosporales; Entrophosporaceae
Source: the annotation of a GenBank genome assembly